Molecule: messenger RNA, 1186 nt
Organism: Annulohypoxylon truncatum
Lineage: Eukaryota; Fungi; Ascomycota; Sordariomycetes; Xylariales; Hypoxylaceae
Exons: 1
Coding region: 200-892 (230 amino acids)
Source: RefSeq, a predicted model, not a curated record
UGGAAACUCCACCUUGUACCAAAUCCUCGUCUAACACUACUAGUCAUAUCCACAUCCAUUACAGACAAAACAAACAUCUUUUUCAAUAUCUACCUGAUAUUGAACUAUUCACAUUCUACGUUAUACAUAAACGACCAGUCUACAUUAUUCGCCAAACACGUGAUUCCAUAACCCAUUCGUACCAAGUCAAAGGGUUUUAAUGACUCACUUUCUUAUCCACCCUGACGGAAAUGGGGCUGCAUGCCUUUGUGAGUCUCCAGGGACACACGUAGGUGCUGGAGUUGUUGAGAAUUCCAAUGAGAUAGUCGUGGACCAGGCCCUUUAUUCACCAGAUUUCACCGAUGAAUCAGCUACUUCGAUUUGGGGAUGGAGUUCUAAUUUAGUCCUUACGACAUAUCUCCGCAAAACAGCUGUAGUUUGCUUGGUGCGCCUACGCUCGGUAUCAGACACGAGGGCAGCAGUCCGUUUUGUUGUCGUCAUCUUCAGUCAUCUUAUGGGCAUUGCUACUACGUUCUCGGUCAACUUAACGCCUAAUCGCUCAAGAGACGCUCUUUCAUCAUUUGGUGAUGACGGCUACCCAAUCAUGGUAGCUCAGGUUGUAGCAUCGAUGCUAUCGCCUCUACUAUUUAGCAUUGUGUCGACUAAAGAUAGAUCGACUCCUCUUCGACAGAAGAUAGCCUCCUUCUACUACCUUCUCCUUUCGAUGGGGGUCCUCAUGUCUCUUGUCUCCCUCUUGCUCUAUUCAUUGUGGCCGUCGGGGUACCGGAUCACCAAUUUGGCCAUUAUGGCUAGCCUGAUGUUCGCCGUCCUGGGAGGUUGGCAGUUUCUCGAGAAAUGCUGGAAAGAAACAAGCGAAAGCGAGGACAUCGAGUUGGGCCAGCGACAAGCUUAGCUAAGUUAUAUAGAAGGAAAAGGUCUAGCCGGAAUAAGUAGAUGGUGGUGGCGGAGUAGAUCGGAUAUUGUUACACCAGGUCAAGUAGCCCCACAACAUAUUUAUGCCGCUUAUGAUUGAUCGUUGGGAUGGAAUGUUGGAAAAUGUCUUAGCGGUUUGGCAUGAACAGACAAAUGGUAUAGGUGUAUAGACAUUCAUUCGCUUAUGUACUGCUGAUAGUCAUUUUCAAUUAUUUUAACCCUGAAAUGCUCAAUUUUUUUUAAUAGAGGAGCUACUGAUGGAUUUAUAAGAUUC